AUGGCUGGUUUUCACCUACCGCGGGAGAACUUUAUUAUUAAACAGAGUCCAGGAAAAGGACUGGGCGUGUUUGCAACAAGAGCAAUGGAACCAGGAACUGUUAUCAUGGAAGACGCACCAACCAUCCUCAUCCGGCCUCCGAGGAUGCACGAAGGCAUUGGAUACCCUCUUGAUGCCAUCCAGAUCCUAAUCGGUGAGGCCUUCGACGCGCUGUCUGAAGGGGACCAGGCCGAUGUCUUGUCUCUAUCAGCGCACGUACUUCCCGGCGAAGCGGACGAGACAGAAUAUCAUCGGCUCAAAACAGUCUUUCGGAGCAAUGCGUAUAGCACUGGAAAUGAGAUAGGCCUGUUCACAAAAAUUGCUCGGAUCAAUCAUUCGUGUCGUCCUAAUUCAGGUUAUUACUGGACGGAACGGCUGCGUAAACGGGUGGUGUAUGCGACGAGGCCAAUCGCGGAGGGUGAGGAGAUUUCGGUUACUUACAUCCCUCUUCUAUAUUCGAAGUCCGACCGGGAAAGAAGACUAGAUCAGUAUGGGUUCAAAUGCGCCUGUGAGGCCUGUGCCGGACAAUCUGGAAACGCUGCCUGGGCUAGUGAUCACCGACGCCACGAGAUCCGGAAAGGAUUCUUUGAAUUGGAACCGCAGCUGACGCUAGAGGUAGCCAAGACCGUGAUGGCCAGAAAGAAAGCACAGAGGCUUGCAGAGGAGAGUCUAAGGCUUGCAGAAUUGGUUGAAGAGGAGGGUCUUGUGGACUACUAUGCCCAAGCGUAUCGCGUUGCCGCGAUAUUUCAUGCAAACAUUGAGAUGUGGGAGCCUGCGACUACUUGGGCGCAUAAGAGUUAUCAGAUCAGAAACAUGGCGGAUGCGCAAUCGGAGGAGGCGAUUGAGAUGCGCAUUCUUACGAGCAGGUUUAUUGAGCAGUGGAAUGAAGAGCUGAGGAAUAAGUCAAAGGGCCGGCUUUGA
Lindgomyces ingoldianus is the source of this 960-nucleotide messenger RNA. RefSeq names its product SET domain-containing protein. Gene Ontology annotation, molecular function: protein binding. The coding region runs from base 1 to 960 and encodes 319 amino acids. Lineage: Eukaryota; Fungi; Ascomycota; Dothideomycetes; Pleosporales; Lindgomycetaceae. The transcript has 2 exons. The record is from RefSeq and is a predicted model, not a curated record.